Messenger RNA from Plasmodium gaboni, 1164 nucleotides. RefSeq names its product lipoate-protein ligase 2. Gene Ontology annotation, cellular component: mitochondrion. Lineage: Eukaryota; Apicomplexa; Aconoidasida; Haemosporida; Plasmodiidae. Bases 1 to 1164 code for a protein of 387 amino acids. The transcript has a single exon. The record is from RefSeq and is a predicted model, not a curated record.
AUGAGAAUAAUAAAGUGCCUGAAUGAAAUAUUCAGACCUGUAUUAUCACACUUAGAUAUAAAUAAUAUACAUAGGAAUAAAAAAAAGAACAUUCUUUAUUUUAUUGAUGUCAGCAAAUUUCAUGUUUAUGAACAACUAUUAUUAGAAGAAAGUUUAUUUAGAAUUUGUAAUAAUACAACAGACGGAUUAAACAAUAUAGGAUUUGUAAUUGUAAAUAAUACAUGUGAAGAAGUGAAUGAGCUUAAAUCAAAUGAAUGUUCUUUUAAUAAUAAUAAUAAGAAAUGUGUGAUAUUAGGUAUUAGCAAUAAAAUAAAUGAUCAUAUAAAAGAUAUUAAUUAUAUUAAAGAAAAUAAUAUAAGCUUAAUUAAAAGAUUUACAGGUGGAGGUACUAUAUAUAUAAAUCAGAAUUCAUUAUUAGUUUCUUUAAUAUUACCUCAUAAAUUUGAAAAAAAAAAAAAAAUUUAUCCAUCAAAUAUUACAGAAUGGUCUUAUAAUUAUUUUUAUAAUACCAAGGUACAAAUAAAUGAUAAAAGAACAAUAACAAAUGAACAAAAUAAUGUAAAGAAAAAUCAUAUUCUUUUUAAUGAAUAUUUUAAUUAUUAUGAAAAUGAUUAUGUUUAUAAAUCUUAUGAUGAAGAUAAUGAAAAUAUUAUUUUAAAAAAAGUUGGAGGUAAUGCUCAAUCUUUUGCAAGAAAUUAUUUUCUUCAUCAUACUUCAUAUAUAUGGACAUGUAAUUACAAUGAAAUGAAUCAUAUAUUAUUAAAUCCAUCCAAACAACCAAUAUAUAGAAAUAAAAGAAAACAUCAACACUUCUUACAGUCAAUUAAAUUAUGUCUACAUAAUGAUAUAUAUACACCUAAUUUAUUCAUUGAAAAAUUAAUUAAACAUAUAAAAUAUAUAAUUAACUAUAAAAAUUCUAAUGAUCAAUAUGAUUAUUGGUUUCUUAACAAAAUUAUUUUUAAAAAUAUUAAUGAUCAUAUAUCAAUAAAUUCAAAACACUUUGAUGAUAUAUAUCUCGCAGAUAUUAAUUUGUUACAAAAUAUUUUCAACUAUUAUAAUAAUAGUAAUAUAUUUAAUAAUAUGAGAUCUACUUAUUUUUUAGAUCAUGACGGAAAAAAGGUUUCUGACACAUAUUAUGAUAUACCAACAUUUUUUAUCAAAUAA